AAGAAGAAGGUGAAGACGAUAAAAAGAAAAGAGCGAGCAAGUUGUCGCGCGAGAAGGGAUGCCUGCCAAGGGGGAGAGAGGUAAGGCGACGGACUUUAGCAUCGCGGCCAUCAUGGCGCCCAGGGGUCCGUCCUUCGGGCAUUACCACCUGCAGGGCAUCGGCAACACCGCAACUAACCUCGAGUGUCCUACCACUAAAGGAUUCGUCGCUGGAUCGAAUCUUGAUCAUCACGCGAGAACGUCUCCGGUUAACAUCGUUGCGACUGCUACCGUGGUGACGGACGAGGCUCUCUUAGUCGAGGACGAGGCCGAGAAUUGCGAGGUUGAAGAAGAAGUUGAAAAUUGCGAGGAAACUGAAAAGUCGACCAAUGAGGAAGACGAGGAGGUCGACGUAGACGUGGACGUCGAGGAGUGUAGCAGCGUCGAGGAUGGUCCUAUUCAUGGGCUUCCAGACGAUCUCAGUACCGGCUCGUCCUCUAGUUCCUCGAGGAAAUACGACGGGGCUAAUGGCGUUUCCAAUUGCAACGAGCAGCAUCAUGAGAGAAAGCACAGACUUAGGACGAGCUGUAACUCGGACGAGCUCCGAGACGUCGAGUGUCAGCUCGAGACCAAGGAUUUGUGGGAUAAGUUCAACGAACUCGGCACGGAGAUGAUCAUCACCAAGACCGGACGACGGAUGUUUCCCACCUGCCGAGUAUCCUUUCGAGGAUUGAAAACGGAAGGGCGUUACGCCGUUCUGAUGGACAUCGCGCCGGUCGACAAUAAAAGGUAUCGAUACGCCUAUCACAGAAGCUGUUGGCUCGUGGCCGGAAAGGCCGAUCCCCCGGCACCCGCUCGUCUUUACGUGCAUCCGGAUUCACCAUUUACCGGGGAUCAGCUCGCGAAACAAGUCGUCUCCUUUGAGAAGGUUAAGUUGACGAACAACGAUAUGGACAAGCAUGGUCAGAUAGUAUUGAACUCUAUGCACAAGUAUCAACCUAGAAUACAUUUGGUCAGAUGCAAACAAACGGAUGACAACAAUCUACAGAUCAAUGAUCUUCGUAAAGAAGAAUACAAAACGUUCAUUUUUCCUGAAGCUAUUUUCACCGCUGUCACGGCAUAUCAAAAUCAGCUGAUCACCAAGUUGAAGAUCGACAGUAAUCCAUUCGCAAAGGGUUUCAGGGAUUCCUCGAGGUUGACGGAUUUCGAUCGAGAUCCGAUGGAGAUAAUGGAGCAACAGCUGGUGAGAUGCGGAGUACCACCGGUGAGAAUAUACGAACAUCUCGCGAUGUCCUCGCCGGCGGCAGCGGCAGCCACAACCGCAUCACAGCAGCAACAGUCACAGGAGAACGGAGGACACGCGACGGCCGCGGCUCUGGGCCCGUGGCUGACGGCGGCGGCGGGGGCCUCCUCGGCUCUUCUUUACGGGGCCGCCGUCGGGCAGACGCACCCUGCCAACAGGGCCGCGAGUGGUUCGCCUUCCCCCUACCACUCCGCGGCCGCCACGACUUUUCCCUACCCGACUGCCCUCGGGUGGUCGUGGCAACCGUCGCCGGUCGCGAUUAUUUCCCGACGGACCUCGCCACCCUCUGCAGCCCUCAGGUACGCACCCUAUCCACAUCCUAGCGGGACCCCUCCGCCUACGAGCCUACGCGUCCGCCCCUCCAGCCCCAAUUAGCGAGUCUAAUAGCUUUUCCUCUCUAUUUCUUAGCAUCCCUGCGUCUACUUACUUAUCAAUGUAACAUACAACGUGGCCAAGUUUUUGCGAUAGGAAAAACGAAGACCUUGCAAAUUCCUGCCUAGAUGUAAACCAGUGAUUCCCAAACUUUUUUCUCUCCUACCGCCCCCUUUCCAGAAAAAAAUAUUACUUAUCGCCCCCCUGAAAAUUGAUUUUUUAGUUUUCCUUUUUUUCUUUUUUUUUUUUUUUAGUAACUCAAAAUAAAAUUCAUCGCCCUCCCCAAAUGCACCUGUGAUGUGGCCAUCAUCGUCUCCAUGAAUCACUUCAUCGUCCACAAGGGGGCGAUAUCGCAAACUUUGGGAACCACUGAUGAAAACAAAUGCGUUUUUAUUUUUUUCCAUUAAUUGUAGCAUAAUUUAUGACGAGAAACAAAUUAAACAUUUCGAUAAUUCUUAUUCGUGAUAUAUUAUUUUGUGCAGCAAUUAGUUCGGUGUUUUGAUAUUUUAAAUUCAUUGCAUACAAAAAAUCAUCGUCUUAUUUUCAUGAAGAAAUUUGUUAGUUGUUUAAAGAUUGACCAAUGUCGUCGAAAAUAAUGGGAAUUAUUUCGAAAAAUGACAGGUGUAUAUGACUUACUUUAUAAAUAAAUACUAAAUUUGUAAAAAAAAAAAAAA
Messenger RNA from Polistes dominula (European paper wasp), 2328 nucleotides. RefSeq lists its product as uncharacterized. The record is from RefSeq and is a predicted model, not a curated record. Gene Ontology annotation, cellular component: chromatin; nucleus. NCBI's taxonomy places the organism in Eukaryota, Metazoa, Arthropoda, Insecta, Hymenoptera, Vespidae. Gene Ontology annotation, molecular function: DNA-binding transcription factor activity, RNA polymerase II-specific; RNA polymerase II cis-regulatory region sequence-specific DNA binding. Gene Ontology annotation, biological process: positive regulation of DNA-templated transcription; heart development; cell fate specification.